Menidia menidia (Atlantic silverside) is the source of this 1152-nucleotide messenger RNA. NCBI's taxonomy places the organism in Eukaryota, Metazoa, Chordata, Actinopteri, Atheriniformes, Atherinopsidae. The record is from the annotation of a GenBank genome assembly.
AUCAAUAAGCGUCGAAGAGCUACGUAGCAAUCAGAAAAACGUGACACAAGACCUGUCGAGCCACCUACGCUCUUGCUGCUGAUUGGCGUUACGCAGGUAUCCGGCUAUUAUUUAAUACCGCAUGGCUCAUUCAUCAAGACUGGAUCUGGCUGUAGGACGAGUCAGUUUCUGCUCAACUCUGCACCAGGGCGCACGCUGCUGACUCCUUUACUUGAUAUUUUUGUUCGCCAAGAACCAGUACUAAAAAUGAAAAGAGGUCUGCUUCUGAUGACUUUGUUCCUCAUCGUUAAACUUCGGUACAGCCAGUCCAGAUGGGAGGACAGCGGCUCGCGCAGAUCAGCUUUGGACACUAUAAGCGUGGAAGAGCUGAAGCGAAACAAUCUGAAGAGGUACACUGACUUGGAUUAUGACAGCUUUGUGGGGCUGAUGGGCAAAAGAAGCGAUGAGGCUGAUGCUGUGCAGCCACCCCGAAAAAGGGAAAUGGAUGACAUAUUUGUGGGUCUUAUGGGAAGAAGAAACUCGGAGUCUGAUAAUGGUGAAUGGAGGAGAGAGUAUCCAGAAAGGAGAGGGGUUUUUCUCAACAAGUCCAGGCUGAGGUUACUCCAGGGACUGUAGACUUUCAGGCUGACACGGCUUUCAUUUGGUUACGAUGAAAGAAGAUCACAGAGAAACAAACGUCCUGAUGAAAAUACCGCACUACAUCUGAUGGCUGGAUAAUGAAAGUGACCACACAUCAACCAGAUUGUAACUGUUUUACCUGAAACACAACGAAUAAUUACCUGUGAUCAUUUCUAUUUCUUUGUUAUGUAUUCUCUUUGUCAAAAGUUCCAAAUAAAUGUAAUUUUUAUAAAUAAUUGAUUCAUUUCACUUCCAGCAUGUGUAUUUUCCUAUAGAUGAGUCUUUAAAUGUGACAGCAGUAUCAUUCAAACAGACCAGAUGGUUUAAAUUUAACAUGACAUGUGGUAUUGGCUAUAAAUGUGAUUUAAAGCGCCCCUAGAGAGGCACAGACUAUACAAUCCCAUGCAGCAAUUCAUGUCAGUAAAAGAAUCAUAUUUGGUUGCAGAGUUUCCAUUUCUUUCAGAAAUGUUGCGUCUUCCCCAGAUUGGAUUUAAAGCUGAUUGAGUUGAAAAAAAAUUAAGCAAAAUUCAAACU